GGGGAAACUGUUGAAGAGACUUGCGGAAGGUUCGAAUGAGUUCUUCCAAGUAAAACUUUGCGAGUUUUGAUGAGAAGGAUCAGUCAGUUUCCCUCGCCAGGCGGAGGUGCCAUUUGUGCUUCAGCAACAGCCUGGGCUGGGACCAAAGUGCUGCCAAGUGUCCGGCCUGAGGUGCAGCCUAAGACAGCAGGUGGUGGGAGCUGCUACCCGGACCUUGCCGGCUCCUUGGGCGCUGGAAGAGGGAAACCCCAAUAGAGCUUUAGCCAGGGAAUGAACUCGCGAGGCAGGGCUGUUUCACUUUAGUCUGGAAAGGAAUGCUGCUCUGAGAGUUGCAGUUCAACAACAGUUGAAUAAGCCAAAAGGGUACACCAUGUCUCCUUUCCUACGCAUAUCCUUUAAUUCCUUUGAUCUGGGGGGCAUGCUCAGUCCCUCGGACCAUAACCAGCCUUUCUGUGCGGUGAAAGUGAAAGAAUCUCUUACUACAGAGAGAGGCAAGACAUUAGUACAAAAGAAACCCACCAUGUAUCCAGACUGGAAGUCAGUGUUUGAUGCUCACAUCUAUGAGGGACGUGUGAUCCAGAUUGUGCUAAUGAAGGCGGCAGAAGAUCCUCUAUCAGAAGCAACUGUAGGGGUCUCCGUGCUGGCUGAACGUUGCAAGAAGGGCAACGGCAAGUCUGAAUUCUGGUUGGAUCUCCAGCCCCAAGCCAAAGUGCUGAUGUCCGUGCAGUACUUCUUGGAAGAUGCUGACUUAAAGCAGUCGAUCCGGGAAGAUGAGGGCCUGGUCACCAUCAACAAGAGAAGAGGAGCCAUCAAACAGGCCAAAAUUCACUACAUCAAGAACCAUGAGUUCACUGCCACAUUUUUUGGCCAGCCAACCUUCUGCUCCGUCUGCAGGGAAUUUGUAUGGGGCCUGAACAAGCAAGGAUACAAAUGCAGGCAAUGCAACGCUGCCAUUCACAAAAAAUGCAUAGACAAGAUCAUUGGCAGAUGUACCGGUACUGCUGCCAACAGCCGGGACACCGUGUUCCAAAAAGAACGCUUCAACAUUGAUAUGCCGCACAGGUUUAAAGUUUAUAACUACAAGAGCCCCACAUUUUGUGAUCACUGCGGCAGCCUGCUGUGGGGGCUGGUGAAACAAGGGUUAAAAUGUGAUGAGUGCACCAUGAAUGUGCAUCACAAGUGUCAGUCCAAAGUGGCAAACUUAUGCGGCAUAAACCAGAAGCUUUUAGCAGAGGCAUUAAAUCAAGUCAGCAUGAAAUCAAGCACUAGAAAAUCAGAUUCUGGAUUGGAUAAUAUUGCUAUAUAUCAAGGCGUGGGCCCGAAAGUCCCAGGAUUGCCUGUGCCUAAUGCUCCAGACAACCAGUAUGAUAAACUUUGGGAGGGAAUCACACCACAUCCUCACAUCAGCCUAAGCAGCCGCUUGAAGAUUGAUAACUUCAUCUUUCACAAAGUGCUGGGUAAAGGCAGCUUUGGUAAGGUGCUGCUGGCAGAAUUGAAAGGCAAAGGAGAGUAUUUUGCUGUAAAAGCCCUGAAGAAAGAUGUGGUGCUGAUUGAUGAUGAUGUCGAGUGCACCAUGGUGGAAAAGCGAGUGCUGGCAUUGGCCUGGGAAAACCCUUUCCUCACCCAUGUCCACUGCACCUUCCAGACCAAGGAGCAUCUCUUCUUUGUCAUGGAGUUUCUGAACGGAGGGGAUCUUAUGUUCCACAUACAGGACAAGGGGCGGUUUGACCUAUACAGAGCUACGUUCUAUGCAUCAGAAAUUAUAUGUGGGCUGCAGUUCCUCCACUCCAAGGGGAUCAUUUACAGAGAUUUGAAGUUGGACAAUGUGAUGUUGGACAGAGAUGGUCAUAUCAAGAUUGCAGAUUUUGGCAUGUGCAAAGAGAAUGUUUAUGGAGAUAACAAGGCCAGCACCUUCUGUGGGACACCCGACUACAUUGCUCCAGAGAUCCUGCAGGGGCUGAAAUACACUUUCUCUGUCGACUGGUGGUCGUUUGGUGUCCUCCUAUACGAGAUGCUCAUUGGACAGUCUCCGUUCCACGGGGAUGAUGAAGAUGAGCUGUUUGAGUCCAUUCGGCAGGACACACCGCAUUAUCCACGCUGGAUAACAAAGGAAUCCAAAGACAUCCUGGAGAAGUUUUUUGAGAGGGAUCCCUUUAAGAGGCUCGGAGUAGUAGGAAACAUCAAGUUGCACCCGUUCUUUAAAACCAUCAAUUGGACUGCUCUGGAGAGAAGAGAGUUGGACCCCCCUUUCAAACCUAAAGUGAAAUCUCCCAGUGACUAUUCCAACUUUGAUAGAGAAUUUCUCAGCGAAAAGCCGCGGUUAUCCUUCAGCGACAAGAACCUCAUCGAUUCUAUGGACCAGUCAGCCUUCCAUGGCUUCUCCUUUAUUAACCCGAAGAUGGAGCGCCUCCUGGAAAAAUGAUUCCCCCACCCCAACACACACAUUUUUAUUUCUAAAAACUGUGGACACCAAAUCACACUAAAAGGAGACAGAAUGUGAAUUGUAGGAUUACUGUAGUUCAUUUGUGGCCAGUAAUGCGUCAUGCCGCAGUCUCCGGGGCAUCAGGUGGGAGAGAGUCGCAUUGUUGUCCGUGCGAUUAAGACCUGGUCUCUAAUGAAGCCCCUCACGUCUGGUUACUUGAAUGUAGUUAUACGUCAGAUUAUAAAUAUAUAAAUAUAUAUUGCUAGGCAUGGGUUUGCUGUAUAUUUGGCUAUGGAAAGAGAAGUGGAUGUACGGAAGGGGGGGGGACAGGGAAGAGGUAAAAUCAGGAAAUAUUUUUUACAAUCCACUCCAGCGUUAUUCUAAUAUAAACAUGGAUUUUCAGAAAACAUCACCUGCUACCUUGGCGCUUGUUUGUUUGGCCGUCCUGUUGUUACGCUUCCUACAGGGAAACGACUGCGGUUUUAUACGAAGGACAAUAACAGACUGGUCAUUGCCUUUGUCAUUAAUAAACGUGACUUUAUUGGCACAGA
Molecule: messenger RNA, 2973 nt
Organism: Xenopus laevis (African clawed frog)
Lineage: Eukaryota; Metazoa; Chordata; Amphibia; Anura; Pipidae
Gene: prkcd.S
Product: protein kinase C delta S homeolog
Exons: 18
Coding region: 371-2422 (683 amino acids)
Biological process (GO): regulation of signal transduction; signal transduction
Cellular component (GO): nucleus; plasma membrane; perinuclear region of cytoplasm
Molecular function (GO): ATP binding; nucleotide binding; diacylglycerol binding
Source: RefSeq, a predicted model, not a curated record